CACCGAGUUCUUCAGAUGAACCAUCCAUCCAUGGCCCAAUCGAGUUACCGAAAAUUUCCAGAAAUAGAGCGUACCUCGUAAAAAAUAAGCAAAGAUUCUUUAUUACAACAGGCGCAACAUAACCAUGUGUGGACGAACAGCCUGCACAUUGUCACCCAAUGAGAUUGUUGCAGCCUGCAGGUUUAAAAGUGCAAAUGGUGAACAAAAUUGUCCUCAAUGGAUGGAUGCUGCAAAUGGACAAAAAUACUAUCCUUCUUACAACAAGGCACCUACCUCAUACACCCCUGUUCUUUUAUCAAGCCAACAUUUUGACAAUUCAGAAAUCUCUGCUAAGUCUGAGCGUGUUGUUCUUCCAAUGAAAUGGGGUCUCACACCAUCAUGGCACAAAGGAGACCCUUAUAAAAUCCCAUAUGAAACAAAUAAUUGCAGAGCUGAGGGUAUGCUAGAGAAGAGAACAUACAAAGUUCCUUUACAAAAAGGUUAUCGAUGUGUUAUUUUGGCAGAUGGCUUUUUUGAAUGGAAAACAUUAAAAGAGGGGAAGCAACCCUACUUUUUCUACUUCAUGCAACCAGAAACUGUGCAAUUUCCCUUCAAAAUUAUACCAGACAAUAGUGCCAGUAAUUCAAAAAGUGAAAUAAAAGAAGAAAAUGAAUCAAAGCCACCAAAACUGCAACCAAAAGUUGAAACAAAUGAAACUGUAUCUCUUACUAAUUUAAAAGAAGAAAAAGCAGAUGAAGAUAUAAAGACAGAACUAACAGAUGUCCAACAAGAAAGUGAAAAGUCAGACUAUACCAAUCUCAGUAGCAAGAUUGAAGAGUGGCAUGGUCCAAAACUCUUGACAAUGGCAGGUGUCUUUGAUAUUUGGAAGUCUUCAGAUGGUUCGCCUCCCUUGUAUUCCUACAGCAUCAUCACUGUGUCCGCCUCAUCUGACAUGGACUGGUGUCAUCACCGCAUGCCUGCAAUUUUAUCUACACCCGAAGAGGUUAAUGAUUGGCUGGAUUUCUCAAAUGUUCCUCUCAAUAAGGCGUCUGCUCUCAUCAAACCACAGAAGUGCCUGAGCCACCACCCAGUCUCAAAGGCUGUCAACAACUCCAGGAACCACACACCUGACUGUCUCAAACCAGUCAAGCUUGGAGAAACCAAACCAAAUCCUAGCAGUAACUUGAUGAUGAGCUGGUUAAAAACAGGUUCCCCAGCAAAGAAGAGAAAGAUCUAAUUGUUCGACUGAUCAUUUUCACUUUCAGAUCUGUUACAUCAAAAGUUUUUAUUAAAAUUGAAUCCCUUAUUCUGUUAUAAAUUGCAUUCCUAUUUUGAAGUCAUAAGAAGUGAUCAAAUUUUUUUUUUACAUCACAAAAAGUGUCUAAUUUUUAUAAUUAAAAAAUAUUAAGAUUUAUAACAACCUUUUAAAAAUUAAUGACAAGUAUUUUUGACCAUGUGAUGUACUUCUCUUAGCUUUAAAUGAAACAUAAGUUAUAUCAAAAUAACAGGUUGUAAAUAAUUUUUGUCAACUAUUCAGUAUAGCUCAUAAAUACUUCCCUGUUUUGUAUUGUAUUCAUUUAUUUCAACUCCAUACUGUGUUCAGAAAAAUAUGCCUAAUCAGGAAUUGUUUCAAAUGUUUACCUAAUUUUGUAUUGUUUUUAAAGAUGUGUUCAUUGGAUAUACCCACUGCCAUUUACUUUGAUGCUUAAAAAUAAUUCGUGUUUUAUUGAAGAAUACUAAACAGUAGAGAUAUUAUUGUUGGAUUUUUUUACUGCUGUUAACUGUUAUGGCUUUUUAUGCUCCAAAAUUAUGUCUAAUUGUUUAUUGGACUGAUACCUAUGUUAUUUGAA
Molecule: messenger RNA, 1829 nt
Organism: Physella acuta
Lineage: Eukaryota; Metazoa; Mollusca; Gastropoda; Physidae
Product: abasic site processing protein HMCES-like
Biological process (GO): protein-DNA covalent cross-linking repair
Molecular function (GO): single-stranded DNA binding
Source: RefSeq, a predicted model, not a curated record